AUGAGCGAAGAAAGAAAAGUAAGGAUAGCACAAGACAACUCACCACUGGGGAGAAGAAGUAUGGGAAGGCUACGAAAAAGAUGGAGUGUUAUCCCGGCUUUGGAAGAUGACGAAGGCGACGAAGACGACGAAGACGACGAAGACGACGAAGACGACGAAGACGACGAAGACGACGAAGACGACGAAGACGACGAAGACAACGAAGACGACGAAGACGACGAAGAUUCCACAAUCACUAAAUCCACUCUCGACUCGAUUCAUAUAACCGUUACCGCCCCUCAAAAAGCUGAUGGUCCAAGAAGACGGAUUCUAGCCAUAAUAGGUAUCAUGCAUCACGUCCAGAUGAAAGUUGUUCCUGGAUCAGCAGUUGUGGAUUUUCGAUGCCACAAGAAAUCGGAAGAACCUCUUGCACCGGACAUGAGUGUAGUGGCUGAAUGGAAUAAAAUUCAAAACAUAGAAGUGCAAUUUGAAGAUUAUGUGACAAGUGAUGAACGUCUAGCUACUACUGGAACACUAACUGAUGCUGAAAUCAUCGACAUAGUUAAUCAGAAUAUGGAUGACGAUAACAUUAAUAAAAAUGACGUUGAUUAUACUGAUCCGACAAGUUUUGAACCACCAAUAGCAAAUAACACUACGAGCUUUUGCUGA
Molecule: messenger RNA, 648 nt
Organism: Diorhabda sublineata
Lineage: Eukaryota; Metazoa; Arthropoda; Insecta; Coleoptera; Chrysomelidae
Product: bromodomain adjacent to zinc finger domain protein 2B-like
Exons: 4
Coding region: 1-648 (215 amino acids)
Source: RefSeq, a predicted model, not a curated record